AUGGGAGAAUCAAUAGAUGAAAACCAAAACGUGCACAUGUCGAGACAACCUUCUAGAGUUUACCUCCUCCAAACUGCUGCCAAGGAACAUAUUAUGAUUGCAACGUCAAUUCCCAACCAUGAACCACAGAAAUAUUUAGACGGGCGAAAAGAAGACAUAUACCUUAAUAUAUAUUGUUAAACCAAACACACAUAAACAGGGUUAACAAAAAGAUCCAACCAAAAAUACAAUAUAUUACAUAAAGGGUUGCAGGUGUACAUCCAAAAUAAAAGUAAAAAGACAACUAAAAUUUUAAAAGAAAAGGGAUAACUCAAUGAUGGUAUCUCGUCUUCAAGUGCUUACUAGAACAUAGAAUAUAAGAUAUAAACAUAUCCUUUAUGUAUGAAACAAAUGUUGGAUACGGACAACGAAUAUUGCAUAUCGAGCAAAAAGGCCGAGUAGUAUAAUUGUUGUGUCGAAAAAAAAUCUCACCGUUAGGAACUGGGAGCCUUUGACCAACCAUAAGAUAUGGAUCUGGGCCAAGUAAGCAAUUAAUAUGAAGUGUCGUACAACAAUCUUUGCACUCAUAGAAUCCUUCUUUUCCUCCAAUUGCUAACUUUCCCUCACAUAAUUCACACCAAUCUGAGUCACUUGCCUCAUCUCCAUGACAAAAUGUGAGGUAAUGUUCAUCAUGCUUAUACCUUAUCAUGUAUGGUAAGGUGGCGCAUUCGAAACAUACAA
Messenger RNA from Arabidopsis thaliana (thale cress), 720 nucleotides. RefSeq lists its product as uncharacterized. The record is from RefSeq and is marked reviewed. Bases 1 to 180 code for a protein of 59 amino acids. The transcript has 3 exons. NCBI's taxonomy places the organism in Eukaryota, Viridiplantae, Streptophyta, Magnoliopsida, Brassicales, Brassicaceae.